Messenger RNA from Cylas formicarius (sweet potato weevil), 671 nucleotides. Its product is annotated as flexible cuticle protein 12-like. NCBI's taxonomy places the organism in Eukaryota, Metazoa, Arthropoda, Insecta, Coleoptera, Brentidae. Bases 85 to 411 code for a protein of 108 amino acids. Gene Ontology annotation, molecular function: structural constituent of chitin-based larval cuticle. Gene Ontology annotation, cellular component: chitin-based extracellular matrix. The transcript is spliced from 3 exons. The record is from RefSeq and is a predicted model, not a curated record.
ACCGUCUUCCUUCGUCGUAUCAGUUGAUACCGUCGUCCGCUACAUUUACGUUGUUCGACAUUUACCCUAAAAAAAAACUUGAAAAUGAAAAUGAUCGUGGUCUUUUCCGCCCUUGUGGCCGUAUGCUUAGCAGCACCCCAAAAUCAAGCCGACAGAGAUGCCGUCGUACUUAGAUACGAAAAUGAUAACAUUGGAAUCGAUGGAUAUAAUUUCGCCUACGAGACGAGCAACGGAAUUUCCCAGCAGGAAGAUGGAAAACUGCAAAACGCGGGUACCGACAAUGAAUCGCUAUCCGUCCGCGGAAGUUACUCCUUCACUGGCGCAGACGGAGUCGUCUACACAGUGACGUACGUCGCAGACGAGAACGGCUUCCAACCGGUGGGCGAUCAUCUACCAAAAGCGAGCAAAUAAUUUGUCACCGCAUUUAGGAAACCAAUAGGGGCCACAAUUACCGAAAACAUUGCUUGCUCAGUAUUUAAUUGGUCCGCCGUUUUUUUGUACUUUUGUUUCACGCUUCGAGUCGGAUGUUCUCAAACGCUCUUGACGUAUCAGAACGUCCUACCGAAUCGCGACUAUUUUGUUACAUAAAAAAUACUGUUGCCUAUUUAUAUACUCACUUGUAAAUAUACACACUUUUUAUAUACGAUGACGAAAUAAAAUUUAUUUUUCAA